AAAAAAAAAAAAAAAACUCAUCUCAAAUUAGGGUUUAAGAAUUGGCGCCUUGAGAGUUUAGCCGAGACUGAAUAAAUUGUAUUCGGAGCUCGACCCAAUCGUGUGAUCGAGAAAAUGGCAACAGUUGCUGCUUCAAGAAUUGGAUCGGUGCUACCCCGGCCGGUGACAUUUGUGACCGGCAACGCCAAGAAGCUCGAGGAAGUUCGAGCAAUCUUGGGCAGCUCCGUUCCUUUCCGGUCUCUCAAGCUUGACUUGCCGGAGUUGCAAGGCGAACCAGAAGAUAUAUCGAAGGAGAAGGCUCGGCUGGCUGCUAUCCAGGUUAAUGGGCCUGUUUUGGUGGAAGAUACGUGCCUCUGCUUCAAUGCUCUGAAAGGUCUUCCAGGGCCAUACAUCAAGUGGUUUUUGGAGAAGAUUGGCCAUGAAGGUCUGAACAAUUUGUUGAUGGCAUAUGAGGACAAGUCAGCAUAUGCUCUAUGCAUCUUUUCAUUUUCUCUUGGGCCUGAAGCUGAACCCAUCACAUUUUUGGGAAAGACUCCGGGAAAAAUUGUUCUUCCGAGGGGCCCUAAUAAUUUUGGUUGGGAUCCAAUUUUUCAACCGGAUGGCUGCAAUCAAACGUAUGCUGAAAUGCCCAAGGAAGAAAAGAACAAGAUAUCUCAUCGAUACCGAGCCCUUGCUCUGGUGAAAUCUCACUUUGCUGAAGCUCAUUACACCUACCAGAGCCAAGAAUAAAGGUUGUCUCUAUCUUGUCCUGCCAUUACAGACUAUUUACAAGCCUUUUGCAGCAAGUGCUGAUAAUGAUAUCUAGAGUUUUCUACACUGGUCUCUGGGAGUUUAAGAUAUAUUGCCAUGGUGGGGUUUUUGGGUUUAAUGCUCUUCUAAAAUUUAAACUCAGAAACCACACCUUGUCAUAUGUGAUAAAUUACAGUUCUUUAUGCAUGAAAUGAAAGAUUAGAUUAGAAGAUGGAUAAGAAGGAAAUAGGAAAUACAACAAUAAUUGUUAUGGAGUAUAUUGCUUUCAAUGCAAUGAAUUGGGAGAAGAACAACUCAGCAUCUUUAAAGUGCAUGUCUGAGGAGUUUGCAUUUGUAACUAAGUGAAAAUUCAUCCUUCUACUUCUGUCUCCUUGUACAUAUCCAUUUGGGAAAAACUUUUGGGCCCAACCCACAUGCUUCCACAUUGGUUUUUCCAUCAUCCAACGCUGGAAAUCAAUACUCUCCACUGUUCUUAUGA
Molecule: messenger RNA, 1228 nt
Organism: Momordica charantia (bitter melon)
Lineage: Eukaryota; Viridiplantae; Streptophyta; Magnoliopsida; Cucurbitales; Cucurbitaceae
Product: Inosine triphosphate pyrophosphatase family protein
Biological process (GO): nucleoside triphosphate catabolic process
Cellular component (GO): cytoplasm
Molecular function (GO): nucleoside triphosphate diphosphatase activity
Source: RefSeq, a predicted model, not a curated record